Molecule: messenger RNA, 1953 nt
Organism: Thecamonas trahens ATCC 50062
Lineage: Eukaryota; Apusomonadida; Apusomonadidae
Exons: 2
Coding region: 1-1953 (650 amino acids)
Biological process (GO): mitotic spindle assembly checkpoint signaling; protein localization to kinetochore
Cellular component (GO): RZZ complex
Source: RefSeq, a predicted model, not a curated record
AUGGCCAUGGGGAUGGAGAAGCUUCUGGCACAGGUGGCAGAGGCACCAGACAUGGUGGCCAAGGACGUUAAUGGCGAGGUGGCGGUCAUGUAUCUGCCGGCUCAUGUCGAUGUGCCGGCGCGAAAGGUGGUGGGCUCGGGCGAGCUGGUCUUGGUGGCGGGCGGCGUCGACGCCGGCCCGCUCUCAGCUUCGCUCGCAGAGCUUCCCAUGGCGGUGUACGUGGGCAAUGCGCCGAGCGGAAGCACGCCGUCGCUGAGCGGGAGCUUUGCGGUGGCUGCAGCCGACGGCAGGAGCCACACGGUGGACAUCGGAGCCAUGGCGCCGCUUCCGCUGCGGGCGGCGCGCGGGGUGCUCGGCGAGGUUGUCGCCGCUCGCCGCGACGGCUUUGAUCCGCUGGCGCACGCCACGGUUCUCGUUCUCACAAGUGCAGAGGACCACGGCUACGUCGAGACGGCAGCCUACACAUACCUGGGCCUGGCCCCUGGCGACGGAGCUGGGCAACUGUUCAAGAUCUGGGCCGACGGCACGCUCCGCUCGUCGCAGGUCCUCCUCGUCGAGGCCGAUGACUACCCGGCCGACGCAAGCUACAGCUACUCGGCGGUAUACGACUUUUUCCAGGUCGACGACGCCGGAGAGGCCGAUUGUGAGCCGCCGAGUGUGGCGCUCGAGGUUGCGUGGUCGGGCGCGGAGCACCUUGGCCGUGGCGUGCUCGGCGCGCCGCCGCUCACCGUCGACUGGGCUGUUCUCAAGCUGGUGCCGCGGGUGGGUUCGGAGCUCGCGCCGCUUGCGCCGGCCCUUGCUGCCCUUCGCCAGCUCGUCGCUCUCAACCAGGUCCGCACCGGCGCCGAGUGGCCGGCGGCGCCCAGCGCGCCGGCCAAGGCCGACUACCUCGACGAGUACGCUGGCCACGAGGACGACAUUGCGGCCCACGGCGGGACCAUGGACCCGGCGCUUUUUGGCCCGCCGGCGCCCAAGGACGACUCGGCGCUCGGCUCGGCCUCGCCGGCCCGCCGCACCGACCUCGACUUUACCGAGCGCCUCUGGCUCUUUCUCAAGGAUGCAGCCUCGCUCGACGACCUCACAGCCUGCCUCCGCCACAUCUUUGACAAGCUCCUUGCUGGCGACUUUCAGCCGGUCAUCCACCGGACAAACUCGACCGCGCUCGGCCUCCUCCUCCGCCAGUCGGUCAAGGCCAUGCUGACAAACACCGGCGAGCUGGGCGGCGCUGGCGCGGCGUCGACCGCCGACGAGCUCGCGCAGGCCUUUGACUACUGGCUCGACGAGCCGGUCGAGUGCCUGGUCGAGAUCGGCAUCUACUACCUGCAGCGCAACUACUCGGCGUGGCUCACCUCGCACUCGCUCUGCACCUACACCCAGAUCGAGCCGUACCUCGACCCGACGGCCGAGACCCGCGAAGCGCUCGAGGCCCUGCUCCGCCUCCACGCCCUCCUCGACACCUGCCUGCUCGCCAACGCCGCCGGCGCGCCUUACGACGCGCUUCGCUCGCUAUGCACCCUGGCGCUCUCGCGCUACGCCUCUGCUGACGGCGUCUCGUCGGUCUCGGCCGCCGCCGCCGCUGCUUACGGCCUCAUCGACGACGUCAACGCCUUUGACCUCGACGCCGCCCUCGCCAAGAUCCCCUUCCUCGAGUUCCGCAUCCCGCUCCCGGUCUUCUCACAGGCCACUUCGCGCGCCAUCGACGCCCUCAAGGCUGAGACGCCCGAGUCAUGGACCAUGGUCGUCACAUCCGACGCCACCGCCGCCACCGCUGCCCCCACAGGCGCCCCGGCCGCCCCGGCUGUCCGCGUCACCCAUGUCGCUCGCUCCGAGACAUCCAUGCUCGCCAUGCCGGACGCAUCUACCCUCAAUGCACUCGAGACCCAGGCCAAGGAUGCCGAUCUGGCCGAUGCCGUCUACCUCACGUACUCUGCGACCACCACGCCGGUGUUCUAG